AAAAGAUGUUUUUCCUUAUUCUAUUUCUAGCAACUAUUUCUUAUUCGUCCCAAUUAAUUGCCGAAUCUGAAUUGGUGGAUUUCGUUGUAGCUGGAUCGAACUAUGACUAUAGGACAGAUUUCACCGGGGGAGAGAAGACAAUUGGAAUAAAAAGAUUGUUGAAUGGCCUGGAAGAUGACGAUGAUAAAUGGCAAUUAUAUUAUUUUUGUGCAAAAGCCAAAGGCGCGAAUAAGAAGAACUGUGGAUCGUGGGUUGAUGGAAAGGGAAACAAAAUCAAAGGAGAAGUCACCCUUAAAGCAACUCUCAAGGGCAAGAAUGUCGUCCUGGGCCCAGUUUUUGUUAGAGAUGCAGGACGUUAUGCUAGCAUUUUCGAGGAUUCGAAACAGCAAACUUCGGUUGUCCAGGUUCGAGUCCGACCUCCAGCACCUCUUCAUGGUUGAAAGUGAUUAUUUAAAUGUGAUGUUAAACUAUUUCUAAUAAAUAUAUAAGAGUUUGCGUGGCAUGUGCUCUAUA
This is a messenger RNA of Caenorhabditis elegans, 513 nucleotides long. It is a transcript of the gene K03D3.2, whose product is annotated as TransThyretin-Related family domain. The record is from RefSeq and is marked reviewed. Bases 6 to 440 code for a protein of 144 amino acids. NCBI's taxonomy places the organism in Eukaryota, Metazoa, Nematoda, Chromadorea, Rhabditida, Rhabditidae. The transcript has 2 exons.